Pyrus x bretschneideri (Chinese white pear) is the source of this 756-nucleotide messenger RNA. RefSeq lists its product as uncharacterized. The record is from RefSeq and is a predicted model, not a curated record. Bases 183 to 551 code for a protein of 122 amino acids. Lineage: Eukaryota; Viridiplantae; Streptophyta; Magnoliopsida; Rosales; Rosaceae. The transcript is spliced from 2 exons.
CCAAAACUUAGCCGACUGUCUUGACCUAACCUUUUGUUUGCUCUCUCGUGUCUCACACUUGAUAAUUAGUGAAAUAAUUUCGACAAAAAGAAAAGCUAAUUAGUGAAAGAAACUAGUACGUACACACGGUUUCAAGAGAUUAAUUAAGAUGCAUAGAUCGGCAAGCUGGAGCCGGGUAGCGGAUGAGUACUUCAUGCACUCAACUUCGUCAUCAGCCGGCCGGGAAGGGGCCGUCAGGGCUGCGAGUGUCGGUGUCAUUUGAUCAAGGCGGAGAUCAGCUGCCCAUAUACGAUCCUGUAGCUGAGUUGGCCAAGGAGAGGUCUCGCGUUAAGUUUUCGGAGAAUGCAUGCAUGUCAAUAUCCCCUUUGUGCUUCUUCUAUGUGGCCGUUUUGUUAUUUGGUUUUUCUCUAAUCCAGGACCUUCGAGACCAUUCGAUCAGACCCAGAUUUCUUCCUCUCCGUCCUCCGAGCAUCAUCACUGCAUGUCAGAAUUCAAAACUCUCAAUCGUCCUUGUAUUACUCUUAUACAACAGAACUAAUGAUAUCAGAUGAUAAUAAUUUACGACUCAGAAAAGUAAACCAUACGAUUUAAGGAGACGUCUCGUGAAUCAAGAAGCAAUAUAGCCAGCUAGAAAAGUCAACAUGAAGCGUGUUCAAAACCUUGAAAAUUUGGCAGCUUUUGUUUGUUUGUUUGUUUUUUUCAUCAUCUUGUCAAUCUUCUAUGCAAAUUAAUUUACUCAUUAUUCUUUACACGCUU